Molecule: messenger RNA, 2853 nt
Organism: Rhododendron vialii
Lineage: Eukaryota; Viridiplantae; Streptophyta; Magnoliopsida; Ericales; Ericaceae
Product: receptor-like serine/threonine-protein kinase SD1-8
Exons: 7
Coding region: 118-2691 (857 amino acids)
Biological process (GO): recognition of pollen; protein phosphorylation
Molecular function (GO): protein serine/threonine kinase activity; ATP binding
Source: RefSeq, a predicted model, not a curated record
AACGGUCAAGCCAAGUAAACAACUCCAAAUUUCUUUAUACCCACAUGACAAGAAUAGGCAAUUAUUCCCACCCCUCCCCACAUUAGAGAGAGAGAAACAGAGGACUCGGAUCGAAUAAUGGGAACCAAGUACUCACACCACCACGGCUCCUCCUCCUCCUCUGUUCUCUCUCUCUACUACACCAUAACACUCUCUCUCCUCCCAAUCCUCUCCUUAUCCCUCGACACCAUCACCCCAACACAGCCUCUCACCUCCAAUCAAACCAUCGUCUCCGCCGCCGCCGCUUUCGAACUGGGCUUCUUCUCGCCGAACAACUCCGACUACUGGUACCUAGGCAUCUGGUACAACCAAAUCCCUACCAAAACCAUCGUCUGGGUCGCCAACAGAGACAACCCCCUAACAAACUCCUCCUCCGCAACCUUAAAAAUCAACCAAGACGGCAACCUCGUCCUCGCCGACUACUCCUCGCAACAAAAUCCAAUUUGGUCGACGAACUUCAAGGCCGCCUCUUCGAACACCGUGGCGCAGCUUCUGGACGACGGAAACCUCGUCGUACGGAUCGAAAACGACGAUGAUCCCGCGAACUAUCUCUACCAGAGCUUCGACCACCCGACGGACACUCUCUUACCGGGUAUGAAACUGGGGUGGGAUUCGAAGACCGGUCUGAAUCGGAUGCUAACAUCAUGGAAAGGAACCGAUGAUCCUUCAACCGGAGCCUACUCAUUCGAGAUGGACGUGAGCGGGUUGCCGGGGAUAUACUUGUGGAACGGCAAGGUGAUCGAUUAUCGGAGCGGGCCGUGGAAUGGGCUGAGGUUCAGCGGCGUGCCGGAGAUGAACACGAGCGACGUCUUGACGUUCAGUUUCGUCACGGAUGCAAACGAGGUGACGUAUUCGUUCGGGGUGACCGACAAGUCUCUGUACUCGAGACUGAUAGUGAACUCGUCCGGGGUUCUACAGAGGUAUACUUGGAUCGAAACGAGCCGGGUAUGGAACUUGUUCUGGUACGCGCCGGAUGACCAAUGCGACAACUAUAAGGAAUGCGGGGUUUUCGGCGUCUGCGACACUAACAAUUCUCCCGUUUGCGAGUGUUUGAACGGGUUCGAGCCGAGGAACCAGCAGGCGUGGGACUUGAGGGACGGGUCGGAGGGGUGCGUCAGGGUGUCGGGGUUGGAGUGUCAUAGCGAUGGGUUUUUGCGCUUGGAGGACAUGAAGUUGCCGGAGAGCUCGACGGCGUUCGUUGAUAGAAGUAUGGGAAGGGGGGAGUGUGAGAAGAUGUGCCGGGAGAACUGCUCGUGCACGGCGUACGCGAGCGCGGACAUCAGGGGAGGGGGGUCCGGGUGCGUGAUUUGGAGCGGGGAUUUGGUGGAUAUGCGGCAGUACGCCGCGGCGGAGGGCGGGCAGGACCUGUUUGUUAGGGUCUCGGCUGCUGAUUCAAGGAGCGUUGGAUCGAAAACCAAGGCAGUGAAAACUGGGAAAAUUGUUGGCAUUAUGGUUGGUGGUGUUGUUCUUCUAUUGGGACUAUUCAUUUUAUGGAAGAAGAAGAGAAAGCAAAGGGUACUGAAAGAACAGACAGAUCAUAGAGGUUCUCAUGAGAGAAGUACUCAAAGUCAGUUAUUAAGUGAAGGGGUUCGGGUGAGCAAAAGAGAUUUCUCUGGUGAAAGAAGUACAACAGAUGAUUUAGAGCUACCAUUAUUUGACUUCAGUACCAUGGCAAUGGCUACCGACAACUUCUGCCAUGAAAAUAAACUAGGACAAGGUGGUUUUGGCAUUGUUUACAAAGGUUUGUUGGUAGAAGGCCAAGAAAUCGCCGUGAAAAGACUCUCAAAGAAUUCUGGGCAAGGAGUAGAAGAAUUCAAGAACGAGGUUAGGCUGAUAGCCAGGCUUCAACACAGAAAUCUUGUUCGCCUCCUCGGAUGCUGCGUUGAGAUUGAUGAAAAGAUUUUGGUAUACGAAUACAUGGAAAACAAAAGCCUUGACUCCGUUUUAUUCAAUAAAGAGAGAUGCUCAUUGCUAGAUUGGCAGAGGCGCUUCAACAUCAUUUGUGGGAUUGGUCGAGGACUUCUUUAUCUUCACCAAGACUCUAGAUUUAGAAUCAUCCAUAGGGAUCUCAAAGCAAGUAACAUUCUACUCGACAGAGAAAUGAACCCAAAAAUCUCUGACUUUGGCAUGGCCAGAAUUUUCGGUGGAGAUCAGACCGAAGCAGACACUAUGAGAGUCGUUGGCACAUAUGGUUACAUGGCUCCUGAAUAUGCAAUGGAUGGGCACUUCUCAGUGAAAUCCGAUGUCUUCAGUUUCGGUGUGUUAGUAUUAGAGAUAGUAACUGGUAAAAAGAACAGAGGAUUUUAUAGUCCGAAUCAACAGAUUAACCUUCUUGGACAUGCAUGGAGGCUAUGGAGAGAAGGGAAGGGGUUAGAACUACUGGACCCUUCGGUUGGCAAAUUGUAUAUCGCGGCUGAGGUGUUGCGAUGCAUACAAGUCGGGCUCUUAUGCGUCCAAGAGAGAGCGGAAGACAGGCCGACCAUGUCAUCUGUGGUCCUCAUGUUAAGCAGUGAAAGUGCUUCACUGAGCCAGCCUAAGAAUCCCGGGUUUUGCAUGUUAAGGCAUCAUGGGGAGACAGAUUCGUCGAGUAGCAGGCAAGAUGAAUCGUGCACGUUGAAUCAUGUCACCGUUACAAUACUAGACGGCCGGUGAUAUUAGUCGACUCGACUUUUCCGUACAAUUGUACAUCUCUGGGACUUGUGAUUUUUGUUUCUGUUUAUAAUUCUCCUUUGCCCCCCUUCUGUCAUUUUUGCAGAAGGGCAAAGAGUCAAUAGGUACUUGAUUUACAUAUGAGUGAGAAUAUUUGACUACCUA